This is a messenger RNA of Glycine soja, 1564 nucleotides long. RefSeq names its product 60S ribosomal protein L4-like. Gene Ontology annotation, molecular function: RNA binding; structural constituent of ribosome. Gene Ontology annotation, biological process: translation. Bases 91 to 1383 code for a protein of 430 amino acids. The record is from RefSeq and is a predicted model, not a curated record. The transcript has 2 exons. Gene Ontology annotation, cellular component: cytosolic large ribosomal subunit; ribosome. NCBI's taxonomy places the organism in Eukaryota, Viridiplantae, Streptophyta, Magnoliopsida, Fabales, Fabaceae.
UUAAACUUAUUUCAAUAAAUUUUAUAAUUAAAAGUUUAUAAUAAGAAUUUAUUAUGAGUCCUUCAUUUCAUUGAAACUAUUAGCCCAAACAUGGACGGGCCUGGACAAGUAAAUAUAUUUAUAUUCAACGUCUCAAACCCCAAACCCUUAAACCCUAGUUUUGUGAAUACCACACCCAUGGCAGCAGCAGCUCGCCCUCUCGUCUCCGUCCAAACCCUAGAGGGCGAUGCAGCCCCCACCGUCCCUCUCCCCGACGUCAUGAAGGCCUCCAUUCGUCCUGACAUCGUCAAUUUCGUUCAUUCCAACAUUUCUCGCAACAGCCGCCAACCCUACGCCGUCAGCAAGCGCGCCGGCCACCAAACCUCCGCCGAGUCCUGGGGCACCGGCCGCGCCGUCUCACGUAUUCCGCGAGUCCCCGGCGGAGGAACCCACCGUGCCGGCCAGGGAGCCUUCGGAAACAUGUGCCGCGGCGGCCGCAUGUUCGCCCCGACCAAGAUCUGGCGCCGCUGGCACCGCAAGAUCAACGUCCAGCAGAAGCGCCACGCCGUCGUCUCCGCCAUUGCCGCCUCCGCAAUCCCCUCCCUGGUCCAGGCUCGCGGCCACCGCAUCGAGUCCGUCCCUGAACUCCCCCUCGUCGUCAGCGACACCGUCGAAAGCGUCGAGAAAUCCAAAGAAGCCGUGAAAAUUCUCCAGAAAAUCGGCGCAUUCCCCGACGCGGAGAAAGCGAAACUGAGCCACGGAAUUCGUCCCGGGAAGGGAAAAAUGAGGAACCGCAGGCACAUUUCACGGAAGGGUCCUCUUAUCGUGUACGGAACAGAAGGUGCUAAGGUCGUUAAAGCCUUCAGGAACAUUCCUGGUGUUGAGGUGGCAAAUGUUGAUAGGCUCAACCUUCUGAAGCUGGCACCCGGAGGCCACCUCGGGAGGUUCAUUAUUUGGACCAAGUCCGCGUUUGAGAAAUUGGACUCUAUCUAUGGAUCCUUCCAUAAGGCUUCUGAGAAGAAAAAGGGCUACCUGCUUCCUAGGCCCAGAAUGGUUAACUCGGACUUGGCCCGCAUCAUUAACUCCGAUGAGGUCCAGUCCGUGGUCAGGCCCAUUAAGAAAGAUGUUAAGAGAGCUCCUCUCAAGAAGAACCCUCUCACCAACCUCAAUGCGAUGUUGAAGCUCAAUCCCUAUGCCAAGACCGCUAAGAGAAUGGCUCUUCUCGCUGAGAAGCAGCGCAUUGUGGCAAAGAAGGAGAAGCUUGAUAAGAAGCGCAACAUUGUCUCCAAGGAGGAGGCUUCUGCUAUCAAGUCUGCUGGAAAAUCGUGGUAUCAAACUAUGGUGUCUGACUCUGAUUAUGCAGAUUUUGACAACUUCUCUAAGUGGCUAGGUGUUUCCCAGUAAAAGUUUGAGUAUUAAGGUUUUGUUUUGUUACAUUCUUUGCAGUUUUGAUACGGUAAAUUUUAUUUUGGAGGAAAAGUUGCGAUUCUUAGGAUGGAUUUUUGCUUUGGCUCUCUUGAGUGUACAUUCUUUUCAUUGUCAGUUUGAUGAGGAAAACAUGCAUUGGUUUUGCAUAAUUUUAAAA